CCGCAGGCUCCCGAGCAGCAGUCGGCGCCCAGCAUCCCGCUGCCCGGGACCCUCCCGCGGGCACACACCGGGCUCAACUCAGGCUCGGAACUGCAUGUGAACAUCUUCACUGCCCGGGAAUCGCUGAGUGUGUGGACAGGACAGCCUCCUUGGAAGGCCGGCUAUACCAGAGUCCCGCCUCAGCAUGGGCCUUGCCAUCGAGGCCGCUUCUCAGUCUGUGCUUGUCUGAGGGUGCUGCCCGUCAUGGGGGCAGCCAUCUCCCAGGGGGCCCUCACUGCCAUCAUCUGCAAUGGCCUCGUAGGCUUCUUGCUGCUGCUGCUCUGGGUCAUUCUCUGCUGGGCCUGCCACUCCUGCUCUGCCAACAUCGACUCCCUCUCCAAAUCCAGUCCCAACUCCAGCCCUGGCCCCUGUCCCGAGAAGGCACCCCCGCCCCAGAAGUUCAGCCAUGAAGGCAGCUACCUGCUGCAGCCCUAA
Messenger RNA from Balaenoptera musculus (blue whale), 474 nucleotides. RefSeq names its product adropin-like. The record is from RefSeq and is a predicted model, not a curated record. Gene Ontology annotation, cellular component: plasma membrane. Bases 244 to 474 code for a protein of 76 amino acids. Gene Ontology annotation, biological process: positive regulation of Notch signaling pathway. Lineage: Eukaryota; Metazoa; Chordata; Mammalia; Artiodactyla; Balaenopteridae. The transcript has a single exon.